Molecule: messenger RNA, 1183 nt
Organism: Pelmatolapia mariae (spotted tilapia)
Lineage: Eukaryota; Metazoa; Chordata; Actinopteri; Cichliformes; Cichlidae
Exons: 10
Coding region: 1-1146 (381 amino acids)
Source: RefSeq, a predicted model, not a curated record
AUGUCCAGCAGUGUGAAGCCAAAGCCUGGGCGCUAUGGGAGCGACAUCCACAGACUGCUGCUGGCGGCUGAAGCCGGGCAGAAGGCUGAUAUCCUGGCCUACUCCUCAGGUCAUCUGGGGCCUCGCAGCCUGAACCAGAGUCAGCCUCAAGAGGAGACAAAGUCGGUUUUUUGGAGGAUGUCUCAGAGCCAAGAAGAAAGUCGAAACCCACUAUCUCUCCAGCAGAUACAGACAAAGGCAAAAAAGAAUGAAAUGAAAGAGUUCCCCCCUGAGUUCACUUCUGGCACUGCUUUAGUAGAGCCUAGAGUCUUGGGCCGUUCUGACCAGGACAGCCUGAACAACCAAGACCAGCAAGAGAAGAAAAAAUGCUUUGGCUGGCAAGUCAUGGCCAAACCGGACCUCUGGGCUGGAAAAAAUGUUGCUGAAAUGCAUGCGAGGAAACUGCAAGAGGGGUUGAUUAAGUUGUCUGCGCAGAGCUGGCCCAGCAGAGACCGCCUUGCGGUGUUCAGUGACGUCUUUGAUGAUGUAUGUGAAGACUCGCCAGUGUUUGGACGCAUCCUGAGGGAAAUUAAGACAGAAUAUGAUUUAUACGUCAACCACCUGAUGAGUUUGCAGUCCUCGCCACGCAGCCUGUCACCGAAUACUUCACUCAAAGUAAGCGAAACCGAGUUGGACGAUGCUGAAAAGGAGGUUUGCAGGCUGGAGCAUGAGGCUAGAAGAGCUCUAGAGGAGAAUAAACGGGUCCAAAAUAACUUACAGAACAUUUCAGCUGCCAUGCACCCGAAGGACAGUGACAAGAAAAAUACAUGUCAGUCAGGGCUGCAGGAUACUAUGAGUGUCUCUGGCUAUUCUGACAGCAUCCAGUUCAAGAGGCUUCAAGUAAUGAAUGUUUGGAAGCAAAUCAAACAGCUGGAGGAAGAGCUAGAAAAGAAGUUGGUGUCCACUGUUACAACCACAGCUACUAAAGGACAUAUCAGAGACCAACAGACUGAAAUAAUGAAGCUGAUAGCCUCAAAUGAGCAUCUAAGGGCCAUUAGCAAGGAUCUUGAAAACAACAUCAGCGCAGUGCUGAACAAGGAGAAAGCAAGCAAGGCCAUAAGACGGAUUUUGUGGGAUGAAAUACACCAAGAUCUACAAGCACAGUAAAUGGCUUCAUCAGCAGGAAAACUACAGAAUACAGUGC